AACCCCUGAAAUCGAUGGAGCAUAUAGAAAAUGAGAUUUCAUUGAGGGAUUUGUAUCGCGCUGGUUACAAGAUGGCAGUGGAGCAAAAGGACGGGGAGAUUACGGUUAAAGCCAUCAAGGUGAAGGAAAUGGUGAUAGAAUUACUGCGUGCGUUUGUGUAUGACGAUGAAGUAGAGACUUCGGAAAUAGUGAAGGAUAGGCUGACCGCGCUUAUGGAUUUCAAGUUCAAGAAGGCGAUUGAUGAUUCGGAGCCAGAUGCGAUCACCGUCGCGGUGCCGGAGGAAUUUAAAUGCCCACUCUCCGGGAGACUCAUGCGGAAAGCCGUCCUCCUUCCAUCAGGAGUGACAUAUGACGAUCACUGCAUUGCAACAAGAUGGAGUAUGACUGGAAAGUUUACCUGCCCUAUCACAAAGAAAGAACUCUCAGGUUCUGCUGUCAUACCAAACUACAGAAUCAGACAAAUGAUACGGAGCUGGUAUUUCAUACAUGAAAUCAGUAUAACAGAACUUAGUGUAACAGAACGUAAUCCUAGCCUCACGGACUUUUUAAAAUGUAUGGAGAAGCAUAAAUGUAACCUCGUCGAAAAGCUCAUGGCUGAACUCCCUAAUUCGAGUCCAGAGCUCCAAGAGGUCAGAAUUAACUGGAUCAUGAACAUAUGCUUCCAUGACAGCCAGGUUAUGAUACGCAUUGCACAUACGCCUGAUAAGAAGAUUCUUAUUGCUCAUGCCACUGAGCAAGGGAAGAAACUGAUGCGGCCUAUAAACGAACCUGCUAAAAAGGCAAUUGUCGCCAUGCGCUCACUCAUUAGUCUUUUGGCGCAAGGGAACGAUUUGGAAAUGGUAGAGGCCGUCACUGGGAUAUACUCCUGCUUAGGGUUAAGCAAAUAUGACUUUAAAGGGAAAGCGAUAGAUGAAGGCCUUAUCAAAUUGGUCUUGCAAAAGAUCAGGGAUAAAAUACUUCGGAACCAUAUGUUGGAGAUUCUCGCGUAUCUUUCAACCGACGCAAGGGCGAUUUCGACGUUGGUCAGGUACGAUGCAAUCCAGUGCUUGCUCGAGAUCAUAAGGGAGAGUCCUGGUCAGCCCUAUGAGGAGAACUGCGCAGUCAUCUUGCAAUCGAUCUGCUGCACUUAUCCGUGCAUGAUGAGGGAGAUAAUAGAAGAGGAGAGUGAGCAUCAGACGCUAUCUCGACUCGUGCAAGAAGGCACUUCAAGGGCCAAGAGGAAGGCCAGUAGCAUUCUGGCGAUGAUGGUUUCAGCAAUGGAGGAAGAACUGAAAAAAUCACGUGAUGAGGUCUCUUAUUCCCGGAUUAAAUGUGAACGACUCGAAAAGGAGCUCAAGCAUACCAGAGAUUAUGAACAACAUAUGAAUCCAAAGGGAAUGAAAGUAAUAUCUGAUUUACUGAUGUCCGUAUCAAAAGCUGAAAGACAAGAGGCAAGGAUGAUAGUACGCCAGGAUAUACUCAGACUUGGCAACAUUGGAGUGGUCAGAGCUGACACGAUCUUAUCUGAAACGUGGGAGGAUGGACAAGCCAUGGAAGAUAUCAAUGCUCACCUUAGGAGUUUGUUGGAAGUGAAGGAGGGAAUUGAAAGACACAGAAAAUCUCUGAAGAAAAGGCCACGUGACAAGGGUGAGGUAGCUGAUGCAGAUGGCAGGGUUCAGGAAGAAGAUAUUCUCAUGCAGGAUGAAAUUUUCGAGUCUCGCCUAGCCAGCAUCAAACGGGAGGAGGAAGCUGUACUGCAUGAAAGAGAGCGUCAUGAAUUGGAAAAGGGAAGAUUAAUACGUGAAAUGAAACGUAUAAGGGAUGAGGAUGACUCUCGUUUCAACAAUUUUCAGAUAUUGAAUGGCCGUUAUGCUCUGUUAAACCUCUUGGGCAAAGGAGGAUUUAGUGAAGUUUAUAAGGCUUUUGACUUGGUGGAAUAUAGAUACGUUGCCUGUAAGCUACAUGGUUUGAGUGCUCAGUGGAGUGAAGAGAAGAAGCAAAGCUAUAUACAGCAUGCAAUCAGGAAAUAUAAUAUUCUCAAAACUUUGGUCCACCGUCACAUAGUUCGGCUUUGGGACAUCUUUGAGAUUGAUCACAGCACAUUCUGCACUGUCUUGGAGUAUUGCAGUGGCAAGGAUCUCGAUGCUGUUCUUAAAGCAACACCUGUACUCCCAGAAAGAGAAGCUAGGAUUAUCCUAGUCCAGAUCUUUCAGUGCCUUGUUUACCUGAAUAAAAGAUCAGUGAAGAUUAUUCAUUACGAUUUGAAACCUGGAAAUGUUCUAUUUGAUGAAUUUGGCAUUGCUAAAGUCACAGAUUUCGGUCUUAGCAAGAUUGUGGAGGACAAUGUUGGAUCCCAAGGCGUGGAAAUUACGUCCCAUGGCGCUGGUACAUAUUGGUAUCUGCCCCCAGAAUGUUUUGAGCUAAACAGGAUACCUCUCAUUUCCUCGAAGGUUGAUGUUUGGUCUCUGGGUGUCUUAUUGUACCAAAUGCUGUUUGGCAGAAGGCCUUUUGGGCACGACAAAAGUCAAGAGAGAAUUCUUUGUGAAGAUACAAUUAUCCAACCUCCUAAAGUUGAGUUCCCUUCAAGACCAUCUGUAUCUAAUGAGGCAAAGGAUUUUAUUUGCCGUUGCCUAACAUACAAUCAAGCCGAGCGACCUGAUGUUUUAGCUAUUGCUCAGGAUCCAUACGUGAUCUAUACGAAGAAAUGACGACUGUGCGGCUUGGAGGUACAGCUGCAGAUGAGAGAAUGUACGUCUGUGGGAAGAAGUCAUUCAAUUUUUGAGGAGAUGAAAACUUGGAAACUUUGUACAUUGGUAAAAAGUCUGUUGCAAUUGGGCUCUAAACAAAAUUAUCUUUUGAUCCUUUUUGACCUUCGAAAAAUAGAUUUUUCUCCAACAAUACUCCCAUUAAACAAAUUUUAAAACUACUUCAUAGAUUGUUUCAUAGAUUGUAAGGGUAGUUAAUUCAUUUUUUAAGAAUUACUCUCUGUCGCUGAAAAGUUUAAUCCGUCCCUGAAAAGUAGGGAUGUCAAUCGGGCAACAUGAAUAAUUUUGUUUUUACGUGGUGAGUUGUAAGAAUUGACAUACGUAUUUUUUCAUGUCCUGAAAAAAUAGGAAAAAUAGUAUUUUGUGCUUUUAAAACUAUUUAUUAAAUAUGCCACCGAUAUUUUAUACCCCAGCUAUAUCACCAUUGUCUCGCCAUAAUUGAAUUAUAUUCCUUAUUUUGUCAUCUCAUUAUAAUUGAAUCAUUUAUAGAAAUAUCAAGAUAAGGUUUUGUAUCUAUGCAUUUCUAUUUGUUUGGUAACAAAGAUACUUCUAUCUCAUGGCCCGCAUUAACACACCAAGCCCAUCUAGGCCCGACGAAAAACAACUAUUUUACUCUUUUAUGUAUCUCACCAAAUUGGUGAGAUAAGGCACUGUUCAACCAUGUUUUCCACGCUGCCCUUCUUCAUUCUCUCGCCUAGUAACCUUCCCCAUUCCAUUUCUACCACCGCCCCUCAUAUUAUCACCCAUGGCAACUCUCUACAUGAAGGCGGUGGGCCUUCCGACGGUGCACCGCCAGCUCGAUCUAUAACCCUGCAAUUUCGCCUCUCUCCUUCGAUGCGUGAGAUGGCGUGUGCGGCUGGAAUUGGUUGUCUCCGGCGGUAGUGAGGGCGUAUCUCAACGGUCGCCGUCGUAACCUUACCGCCGUCGCACCAUCCCUUCCCACCGUCGAGUUUUGAGGCAGCGAUGUUGCAAUUCCAAAUCUGCCUGAGCCUUUUCAUCUCUGUGUUGUGUCCUUCGCCAGAGGCAGUGAAUAGCAACAGCAUGGGAGGAUGCUAACACCUGGUUUGAAGCAAGAAAAGGAAAUGUUGCGGCUUCAAGCAGAGCAACGAGCAUCGAUGGAGGCGGUCACUUGCACAGAAAGAAGAUGGUUUGAGGAGCGAGAAGGAGAGAAAGAAAGAAGAUGGACUGAUGCUGCUAAGGAUGACAUGAUCCUAUGGCAAAGGUUGAAACUGAGGCUUCAAAACAGAAUGUUUGAGCUGGGAUAAAACACAGAAUCUAUCCUAGCUUCCAUGAUUUGUAGCAUCACUUGAUUUUGUGUCUGUCCUUUGUUCUUUUCAUGCGAUUGUUACAUGGAUAUUUUGGAAUGUCAAAAUAUGGGGAAAGGAUUAUUAAAGAUGUAUCAUCUUGCCGCAAAAAAAAUUCAAAUUGUUGAAUUGAUUAAGACA
Salvia hispanica is the source of this 4189-nucleotide messenger RNA. Its product is annotated as serine/threonine-protein kinase TOUSLED-like. The record is from RefSeq and is a predicted model, not a curated record. Gene Ontology annotation, cellular component: nucleus. NCBI's taxonomy places the organism in Eukaryota, Viridiplantae, Streptophyta, Magnoliopsida, Lamiales, Lamiaceae. Gene Ontology annotation, molecular function: protein serine/threonine kinase activity; ATP binding; ubiquitin-protein transferase activity. Gene Ontology annotation, biological process: protein ubiquitination; chromosome segregation; peptidyl-serine phosphorylation.